CGAUUACGGAACUGAAAUGGAGUGACCCCCUUAAGAGUGACUAGAAGAAGAAGGAGAGGAAGAAGUCCUUUCGCACAGAACGUGUCAUAGAAAAGGCGCAAACGGAAAUGACACAGAAAUAUUUACAAUGGAAGGCCCCAAGGCAGAAACGGUGAUAAAACUUAAGGAGAAGGGCAAUGCAUGUGUACGAGAGGAAAAAUAUGAAGAGGCUAUAUUUCACUACUCACAUGCUUUAAAAUUGGACCCUCUUAAUUAUUCCAUUUAUAGUAAUCGUUCUCUUGCAUUUUUAAAAAUGCAACAGUAUUAUUUGUCAAUGGCUGAUGCACUGCAGACAAUAAAAAUUGCCCCAGAAUGGGCUAAGGGAUAUUUUCGGAAAGGUGAAGUGGAAUUUGCUACAUUUCAUUUCUCUGAAGCAUUAUCCUCUUAUGGUAAGGCAUUGGCGAGACAAAGAGAUGACCCUAACAUCCGUCAUGCCUUAACCAAAACCACCCAGGGAUGGUUGACAGAUCGCAGAGCUGAUGAACAAAUCCCAUGGCUUGGUGCUGGAGUUGGAAUUAUCAUUGGUGUGGUAAUAGUUAUUUCUGACCAGACUAUUGCUCCUAAACCUACAUUAACACAUCCUAUUAUCAUGGCUCUUCUCACAAUAUCAAUAGCACUUAUCGGUUACGCUAUUUCUAAGGGCAUACGGUACUAUGUAAAGUGCCAAAGAAAGUCUCUAUUAGAACCCCCUCUUGAUCUGCUACCAGAAGAGUCCAAACCGGCCCAGUCAGAGGAUGGUGAUGAUGAGGAGGAGGGAGCUGGCCAUCACAAGUCACCACGUUUCACAAAGGCUCAAGCAAGGCAACGAUUUAAAAAGGGUAAAAGUUAAAUUAGAAAAUUGAAUUGUUAACGGAGUUCUGAAGGAAAAAGAGGUGUGUGAUAAGGAAGUAAAGUAAUCAAUUACCCCAGACUGUGGUGUAGUUCGGCAGAAGACCUGCUUAUGUCACUUCAGUCACUUUGAUAUAUUUUCCAGGGUCCCCACGGUAGCUCUGUUCCAUUUUUCAUAUGAUCUUAUUAUAAAUAUAAUGUGCAAGACUAUUGCCUCAAUGUACUUAUGUAAUUGUUUGUGUUUUGAGCUCCUUCACAUGAUUAUCAUGCCAAGAAGAUGAACAGGGUGUUUAACAAACUUUAUUGUGUUGAAUGAGGCUUGUGAAACAGCCUGUUUAAUUUCCUUGGACUAAUGUUUUCAGCUGUGCAUAAAUCUUAUGCUUGAGUACCAAUCAUACUUAUGUUUGACACUUAGAUUAAAACUUUUCUUCAAUUUUUCUUGUUAAGUGCUUUUGUAAGGUUUUGCUUUUUGUAAAUUUUUCAAUUAUAUACUUAGCCUAGUAAUUUUCCUUGAGUCUCUCAAUGAAUCAUAUCUCUCCCUCCUACUCAUCCUUUAGAAAUGUGACUUAUAUUCUGCUAUAGUAUUGUUUCCUUGUGUUUGUAAUUUCUGUUUUUUUUUUGUUUUGUUUUGGUUGACUCUAAACUCUUGUUUUUGUGUGUGAUUAGAGUAGGGGAUUAAAUGUGAUAGACCAUAUGUUUCAGUUGAGAAUGCUACAUGGUCUCUUUGUCUACAUCUGUAUCUAAACACAAUAAUUGCUGCAGAAAAGUAUAGCUGUACAGCUUCUCUCUGAAAGUUGUUUUUAUGUGGUGGAGGAUUAGGUUUCAACAGAAAGAAGAAUCUUCAUCUGGAUAGAUAGCAUAGAAAGUUAAGAGAGUGUGUUAAAACAAGUAACUGUGAUUUUAUAAAAACAAAAAAUUAACGGUAGUAGUUUUUUAAACUUUGUAAUACUGUAUCCAACCCAUUGCCUUAUUAUCAACUUUCCUUGCCUCCUUAACCUUCUUUUUCUUCCUGUGCCAGUUAAUAUAUUAUUGUGUUGAAUUUUCUAUUCUGUUCCCUUUACUUAUUCUUUUGUUUUUCUGGUACCUGGUUAUAAGAAGUGACCUGUCUCUACAGGGUGGCCUUCAUAUAUUUUGCACUAUCCUGUACCAUAUUAUUUUUUUUGGUGCCUACAUGGCUGCAUGAUUAUUGUACUGAGCCACCCUGUGAUAUCUGCCUCAGAUUGUUUUUGAAUGAUAGGAGCUACACUGAAACAGUCAAGCUACCUUGAGACCCUUCAAAUAUAAGACAUGAUGGCAUUUUUUAUGCCGGAGUUGUUCCUUUGCAACUUUUUUCACAUUACUGCCCUUUACUCUUUUACAAAGUAUGCAUAAGUUUCUAAACUGCAAAGUACUUAAGAGGCAAUAGCAUAAGUUGAAUUGUACUCCUUUGUGUCAUUACCAUCAAAGCCGUCCAAUUUUUAAAAACACAAUGUUUUUGAUUUUUUUUUUCGUUGAUUUUUUUAAAAAUAUUGGAUAGUUUACAGAGUUUCAUAGUUGGAUAAUAGUUGGACUUGACUCAUACCACCAUUCAAGGUGUUCAAAAAUAUUUUUCUAAUGUCAAAAAAAUCAGAAGAGGGAUCAAACAUGUCUUUAUGAGCUGUUAAAGUAUCUGGAUCAAGCAAUAUUUUUUGUGAAGGGUUUUAUGUACUCCAUAGUUGUAUAUUUACGAAGUUCAAUGAUUCUUCUGAAGUAGAGCUCUGUGAAGGUUGCUGUGUGGAGGCUCAAUUUCUGCUGUAAGUUGUUGUUAGCUCUGAAAUUUGUGCUUUUUAGAAGGAUGCUAAGUUUAGAUCAAUUAUAUCAACGUUGAAACUACAACAAA
Molecule: messenger RNA, 2725 nt
Organism: Thrips palmi
Lineage: Eukaryota; Metazoa; Arthropoda; Insecta; Thysanoptera; Thripidae
Product: protein STIP1 homolog
Exons: 6
Coding region: 128-868 (246 amino acids)
Molecular function (GO): Hsp90 protein binding
Source: RefSeq, a predicted model, not a curated record